GAGCACUGCCGUUUGUUCUCCGAGAUGGCGGAGGAAAAGGAGAAGCAGACCUUCCUGCAGAAGCUGUUGUUCUAUACGACCGGGUUCUUCAUCCUCCUCAGCACCUUCAGCCUCUUUGCCUUCCUCUUCUUGGUCCCCUUCGUCAUCGACCCCGCCUUCACCACUAUAUUUAUGCAGUUCGACACUCGGCCAGCCUUGUGUAUCACCAUCGACGUUGAGUCCAGGAGAGGUACGAGCAACUGUUCAUGGACGUCCUGUAGAGAGGGUUGCACCAAGGAGUUGUACGAUUGCACGCAAAUACGCGUCAAUUAUAAGCUACCGAUUAACGCGUCCGAGGAUAGCGAUGACCAGGGUGAGGGAGGUGGAGCGGUAGGAGGUGUCGAGGAUGACGAAGAUAGCACAGGGACGGGAAAACCGCGUUACGAACGCUCCCUAAGGGAGUACGAGUACGUCGAAGACCUUGAGGAAGACUUCGCCGAGAACGAUGAAGCUGGACUGCCGACACCCUUUCCUACAGGGCGCAUGGGCAACGACUCCGAGUGGUACUUCACCGGGGCCAAGCUGUUCCCCAACGUAAAAGGCUGUGGAUACCCUCCAAUGCUGAAUUGCAGUAUUUUCUACGGGCAGUACACCAAAAUAGGGAAAAACUUUAGCUGUUACUAUUCGAAAGUGGAUCCCGGGAUAGUCAUCAGCGACCUCGACAUGUGGCAGGUGUACAUGAAUCUGGUGUACGCGAUGGCAAUUCCGAUACCGUCUUUCAUAAUCUCGGUGAUAUAUCUCACCAUCGCCUACUUCAAGAUUUACAACGAAGAAGAGGUGCCGGCUGUUGAGGAGGGCGAGGAGGUCGGUGAGGAUGAAGAUAGCAAUGCAACACCCCUGCCACUAACAAGCGGCGCCCUUACACCCGGCAGCGAAGCUUUCAGGGAAAACCUGGCGAGCUUCGGGCAUCACAUGAAAGUUGCCAUGGCCGACGACAUCAGCAGGGAAAGCCUGGAUGGGAUACCCAACUCGUACUCCAUUCAGGGAAACUUGAGCAAGACGAUGACGACGAGUAUCUCAACUCCUCCUGGGCCGACGGCAGCAGUCUGAAGCGGCACUUUCAAGGUCUGAACAACAUCACCUGGAAACCGCAUUAAAAGCGGGGGACUAACAAACAACGGAAGCCAGAAAGAGGCAAUGGGGUGGAGGGAGGAGAAGACGCGAGAAAAAUAAUUUUUUUCGAUGUAGCUUGUCCAAGUUGCCGACCGCAAAUAUAGCCAAUAUUCUCUCACCGACUACCGAAGAAAUGGAGAACGAAAGUUAAAAAGAUAACAAGAAAUAGGAAACCGCAACGGCGAUGUAACUUCAGGUAUUUCCACGGCGUGAACUAGCGGUGCACGGUGCUCAACGUACGAGUUCAAUAAGGAACGGGCGUCGAUUUGCGUCCAAUUAUUAAAAAAGAAAUAUAUACAUAUAUAAAAUACAAAUGUAAAAUUCGUCGGCGUUCUCUCCUUGACGCGAAAGGAAAUAAAUAAAUGGACACCGAUGACUAGGGGUGAUCCAGAAUGUCGGUUCUCGGCGAACAGAGUGUUUUAAUAUUAUACGCUACAACGCUAUCGCAUAAUACUGUCCCACAUUGUGUACGCGCUAAUUAUUAUCCAAUAGAGAUAUAACGAUAUUUUGUGACAGACUUUUUUCUACAUUACGACAACCGCCCGUUGGUCGUGAAUGCGUGCGAGAUACCGCGACCUCUGAUAAACUUCGCAAACUCGAUUAAUACGAUUAAUCCGUUCGGCGGCUCGUAUUCUUUUAGUCCGGCCGAUUGCGGCUAAUAAGAUCGAAAGAUCGGUCGCUUGGCGAGGAUCCAGAGAGGAAAUAUUACAAUUUGUAUUCGUUGCCGAUAUUCUGGCGCCUCUGGGGCCUCGUCGUGUCGCAAAGGGUACUUUCGAAACAUCGCCAGAGAUGAACAAAUUCGCAGGACAAAUUCCCCAAGCUACUCGAUGCCGUCAGAGAGCGAGAUAGAGAGGGUAGAUGCGAAUGAACCACCGACUUGGAAACCGUUCCGUUUCUGGAUUAUUGACGGUCUUCUUGACGGUUGAACAAGUUCGAGGAGAACGGCUCUCUAGAAACGUUGGGCAAACGUAGAAAUCGUAUAAACGCUCGAAUCGUUCCUCGGAUGCUUCAAGAGAUACGAUUCUAUAUUGGCCCCGUAUUAGCGAGAAAGCCGGAUCGAUUUUUGGACAGACCGUGUUGUAUUGCGUCAUACUAUACAGGGAAUAACGUAGGGGAUGUUUCAUAUAGUACUAGAGCUUUCCAAAAAAAAAAAAACGUUAUGCAAUAGUUUAUCGACGCCCUGUCGACAGUCCGGCUGCGUUUCUGCAUACAAUUCUGCGUAACCAUUCUUAUCGAUCUAUGUUGAUGAACACGAAAUGAAAGAGGCUAAGUUUUCUGCCGUGAGUCGUCCCAAUCGAUCCUCAGAGAAAUGCGUAAACAUAUGUAAUAAACCAAUGCGCGAACCGCUACCACCUCAUCGUGAUAGAAGUCGAGCGAAAGCAUUCCUGUCCAUUUUCCAAUAACACAAAAAACACUGAAGGAGAAGAGGAAGAAGAAGAAGAUGUUGAUCCUUUUUGCACAACUAAGCUAACUCUGGUUCACUCGAUCAAGAACGAACGAACGAGAUCGACAGAAAAACGCUGAAGAGGAGAGAAACCGAACAUGCGCGAUAAAACCGAUCGCGUUAAUUCAAGUGAACUAUCGUUUAACGAAUAAAUUAAUGAAUUAAGAAUACCGUUAACAGUUAACAAGUAUUAAUAAGAUAAUCUGCUUGCUGUGUGAUCAUGACGCGCAUUCGAGAUAUGCCACUUUCACGUACAUCGUAGGCGAAUCGAAAAUCACACUGUAUUAUCAACACAAGUACACCAGUAUCACUUACACAGGCACACGUACAUGUAACAAGUACACACGUCCGUUUCACUCUGCGACACAAACUCCUGUCCAAGUGUAUUCAUCAGGAGUUUCAUCGGUGAACUCUUAAAAUCGCGCUUCGGGGGCCACGCGUUGCCUCUUCUUUCAUCGAUUACUCGAUUUUCCACGUUUUUCCGGCAAGCGUACAAAGAGAAUACAUAGAGAUCACUCGUAGCAGGUAGAAAGAACGCGAUGAAGUUUUCGUUAUUGUUGCAAAGCUGAAGCAAAGUCUGAUUCAUGUAGAGACAUCCGAUCAUGUUCGACUCAUACUAGUGAACUUCCUUUGGUUCGUUUGUAUUCAAUGAGUGAGUGAUAAUACCGAGGGGUAUCAAUAAUCUUCAAUAAAUAUUUCAAUAUUUUUUAUAGAAUGUCAUGACUGAUAUUCGCUAGAUACAAAUAUUUAUGUCGAUUUCGAAUGCGUUUUGCAAUACCACUUUGACAAAUAACGUACGAUUCACACAUCACUCGCAUAAACGGAUAUUGUUCAGAUAGUAUGAGUACAGUGAAAAAAAAAACGUUAUACGAUAUAAUACUUUAUCGAGCUGGCAUCAGUCCUUUGUCAAUACCUAUACACAUAUACACGACGCAUAGCAUGUAUCAGUUCGAUCUGAAACAUAUUGUGCGACAUCACGAUACACGUUCGUGCCGGCGAAGAAUGUAAUUUUUCUGCGGUUGGAUCGGGUCAAGUUUGUCGAUUGGAAAAAAAUGGCAGGGAGCGAUCGUAUGUAUCUCCGUUGAAUAACGAAUAGUAGUGUCAGAAAUUACACGCGACCAUCAUUUAAAAUAAAAAUUUUGUAGACUGCUCAGCGAGUUCAAAGGAAACUCGCCUCUCUGCGUGCGAUACACGAAGGAAAACAAAAUGCCACUUGCAGGGAGGGUGAAACAAGUAACAGUACUUUUAUCGCGGCCUCGUUACCGCACGUAAAUCGAUAUAAGUGGCGCAGGACAGACGAACCUUCACCCCUGAGAUCGAUGGCAAAAUUGAUGCUCAAAGUAUUUUACCACUUUCCGUUGUUCACGUUUUUACCGCCAUACAAUUUCGUUUAUUUUUCUCUCUCUUUUCACUAUUUUUUAAUAGACGAUUUUUAAAAAUGAUUAUAGCUUUUGAAAAUUCGUGAAAGUGUCUAAUUAUAGAGCAUUAACCGUAACUAUUAUAUGUAUUCGAGCAUAAAUAUCGAAUGCUAAAAAUAAACUAACAAAUUCGUAUGAAACUUAACAAAGAAGAAUUAUACUAUUCGUGAUGCUAUAUUUUUAUGUGAUAUUAUUGUCCAGCGAAAUAUUGAUCAAACAGUUGUAGCUGGUGUGCCGAGAACCUUUCUACUUCUUUGCAACAUUUGAAAGCUCGAAAAAGCAAUAAAUUAUAUGAUUUGCCAUCGAUCUGCAAAAACAUGGAAGCAUACAAAAACAGUUAUCUGAUUUGCCUAAUCUUUCUUUCUUCGUAUCAGAGAAUAUAAUGCCUGAUCCAUGGAACAGUUAAAAUACGAAAUUUGCACGAUGGCCAAUUAUUGCAUAUGAAAUUAUGAAGUAAUCUUAAUGGUUCUCAUUGGACGCGAGCUCUUCUUAUUUUACGACCUGUUCUACGUACAAAAUGUAACGAACGCGUACAUAUACAUAAAAACAGAUACACAUGCAUACAAAGCUUGAAAACACCAUCUCACCAAACGAACAUGUGUGCACGCUGCACGAUGUUCACGAUUACACUUAUAAUCUAUGAAAAGAAAUAAUAAUUGAAUUGUUUUUAUGGAUUAAGAACAAGUUGUCUGUGAUCUACAAUAAUUAAAAAAAUAUUUAAUAAGUAUUAACAUGAUAAAUGCAUAAUUGACAUGUCGAUAAUGUCGAACGAAUCGAUAUAGAGAAUAAAUAAAUGAAUAUUAAUAGACAAAGGAAAAUAAGGAGAGAUAAAGGAAGCGAGUAUAAUGUUGGAUAGUGUCGAGACGAUAUCAUGAUAAUGAUUAGAGCAAUACGGUAGAAAAAUGAUGAUACAAACAAAAAAGGUGGAUCAUCGCAUUAACGGCGAUACCCGCGAGAGGAUUCUAGGAAAUGGUAUAUUAUAUAAAUACAUAUAUAAACAUUAAAAUAAUAAAAGAAAUAGAGAUUUGAAUUGGAGCACGCCGCGUCUAAAUAUUGCAAUCGCUGUUGUUAAUCAAUAAUAAUUCGCGAUAUUGUAUAAUGAAAAGAGAGAAAAAAAUAUCAAUUGUGCGUGCUGCGUUCGAAGUACCGACUAAAAUACCAAAAAAAUUAUAUAAAUAAAUAUAUAAAUAAAUAAAUAUAUAUAUACACACAUAUGUAUACACACAUAUAUACAUAUGUGUAUAUAUGGCACUUGACCGUCGCCGCUAAACAGAAGUACAUAGGAUAGGUAGAUUUAUAGAAGCGCAAAAAACACCAAAAAUCGUUCCUUCCACCCGCUCCGGCCGUGUAUUUGAUUAUCGAUUUUAAAUAUAUCGCAUCUCAUAUGAAGUCGAAGAAAAGUUCUGCGAACUUGGGAGUGUACUACAGAAUGCAAUUAGCGUGUCCUUUUACUGAUGCGGAGGAGAGAAUCUGAGUGUUAUACGAACGAAUAAAAAAAUAGGCGGUGGUAAAGAAAGAAGUAUAAAACAGUAUGGAGAAACGAAUGAAAGAAAAUAUGAUUAUGAUAUAAAAAAAAAAUGCCACAAUCACCGAGUAAUAAGUUGUUCAACGAGCGUUGCGAAAGAUGUUCGAGAUAAUUUUUGUACAGUUUUGGCACACACGAGAACGUGCAACAUCGUCGUCUUUAUAUUUAUGUACAACAUUCAAUUAUUAUAAAUUUUCGAUAUUAUUACAAACUAUGAUCGAUUUCGUGUGAAGGUGUAUAUGGCUUUUUCUGCGGUUAACAAUAAAAUGUUGUCAAAGCUUUUUCACGAGAUAUAUAUACAUACAUAUUUCACUCAAA
Messenger RNA from Ceratina calcarata, 5857 nucleotides. RefSeq names its product temperature-induced paralytic E. The coding region runs from base 25 to 1089 and encodes 354 amino acids. Lineage: Eukaryota; Metazoa; Arthropoda; Insecta; Hymenoptera; Apidae. Gene Ontology annotation, cellular component: plasma membrane. Gene Ontology annotation, molecular function: sodium channel regulator activity. Gene Ontology annotation, biological process: regulation of sodium ion transport. The record is from RefSeq and is a predicted model, not a curated record. The transcript is spliced from 5 exons.